AUGCGUGCAGAGUUGGAUGACAACAAGGUAUCCAGUGUACUGACACCCACACCCAACUUUCCACGCAUUUCAUUCACCCUUAUCCGCCGAUUAGCGUGGAUGGCUAACAAGAGAAUAGUACACGAAAAGGCCAAGGUUAUCGUUGGAAUAUGUUUAGCACAAGCAAGUUACUUGUCACCUGUAAAUGGAAAUGGUUAUUCUCUUAAUGGAAAUGGAAUAGGCACCAAUGGCAAUGGAUAUACUAAUGGCGUGAAUGGCAAUGGAUAUGCAAACGGUGUAAAUGGCAACGGAGUUUACAGAAACGGGAACGGGAAUGGUGCAUAUGCAAAUGGUAAUGGUGUAAAUGGGAAUGGAGUAUAUUCAAAUGGCAAUGGUGCAUUUUCAAAUGGAAAUAGAGCUUAUGGAAAUGGGAAUGGCAACGGUGCAUAUUCUAAUGGCAAUGGAGGCAUAAAUGGUAACGGUGCAUACAUCAAUGGAAAUGGCAAUGGAAUCAGCGUGUUCGCCAAUGGCGUUGUGGAUCCCUUCCGAGCUCUGGCCGAUGCCAUUGGCGGCGGAGGCGUCCCAGGUGUGGACUACCCCAUCCUGGCCUUCGUCCCCGCCACCGGCUUCUCCUGCAACGGCCAACUGCCUGGAUAUUACGCUGACACUGCUCCCGAGGCCGGCUGCCAGGUGUUCCACAUCUGUCAGGCAGGAGGCAGGAUCGACUCGUUCCUUUGUCCCAACGGCACAGUGUUUAAUCAGCAAUACUUCGUGUGCGAUUGGUGGUACAACUUUGACUGUUCCACGGCUGAACAGUUCUACGGAUUGAAUGCUGAGAUUGGUAAUAUCAAUGGAAAUGGGUACACGAAUGGCAACGGUUACACCAACGGCAAUGGAAAUGGUUACAGUAAUGGUAAUGGUAAUAGAAAUGGCUACGCCAACGGUAAUGGUAACGGAAAUGGAUAUACCAACGGCAACGGCAACGGUAAUGGUAACGGGUAA
Messenger RNA from Penaeus vannamei (Pacific white shrimp), 981 nucleotides. NCBI's taxonomy places the organism in Eukaryota, Metazoa, Arthropoda, Malacostraca, Decapoda, Penaeidae. The record is from RefSeq and is a predicted model, not a curated record.